AGAUUAUUAAUUUAGAGUAAAAUAUAGAGUAAACCAUUAGAAAUAAAUUAUAUCUCCAUUUUAGAGUAAAAUACUAAAAUAGAAGAAACCAUUUGAGAUAGUCUUACAAAUCAAAACCAAUCAAACAUUUUAACUGUAAAAGUUUAAGAUAAUUAAUUAUUUUGCUAAAAGAUAGUACAACUAAACAAGAAAAAUGAGAAAUUAUCUUGACCUACCACAUUGUCUUUUGAUUAAGGUUUAAGAUAUCUGCAAUGAAAAUUUCUCAAGUUAAAUUUCUAAGAAUGUAAACACAAAUUACAAUAAAUAUAUUUUAAAAAUAUUGAGAAAUUUUCUAAAAUUUUUUAAUGAAAAAUUUAACAUAAAUUCCUAUUUUUGAAAUAUUUCUUUAUUAAAUGUUAAUGUUAUUUUAUAUCUACGAGAAACUCAUUUUCCUUGAUAAUAAUGACCUAGGCAUAUGUGACCCAAAAAAAACUGUGACAAAAAAAAAUGACCUAGGCUCUGAUCUUAUUUGAUUGUACGACACGUCAUCGACUCGAAGACCAAACAUAAGCACUCCUUGUUGCGCUCUCCGUUAAUUGUCUACUUGUAUAAAGCUAUAAUAUAUUUUUUGUUGGGAAAAACAUAAAGCUACUUAUAUAAUAAAACUCCUUUUUAUUAAUUAGCUCCAUUAUAAAGCUAAUCUAACUACAUAAAUCUCUGUCAAACCGACUAUUUUCAUAUUCAUACAUUCAAAUAUAAUGUAAAGACCUUUACUCUCCUUCUGUAUUCUUUCUUUUAUGCCAUAUUAGUGGGCGGAUUAUAUAAUUUUGUUUCAAAUUUUCAGUGUCAGUAGUUGUUGUUAUAAUUUAUAACGAUUUAUCAUCCGUUUUAUAAGAUUUGAUGGCUGGGAACUAUCAUUCGUUCGAAAACCCAAUCCAUAGAUUCAAAAAUUACAACUUUGGGAGCAGCUCAUCUCAUCAUCAAAAUCAUGAUGGUUUAUUGGUGGAGGAUCAACAACAAGAGGAAAACAUGAUGAUAAAAGAACAAGACAGACUACUUCCGAUAGCAAACGUAGGAAGGAUCAUGAAGAACAUUCUCCCACCAAACGCAAAGAUCUCUAAAGAAGCAAAAGAGACUAUGCAAGAAUGUGUGUCCGAGUUCAUAAGCUUCGUCACCGGAGAAGCCUCCGAUAAAUGCCACAAGGAGAAGAGAAAGACCGUCAAUGGAGACGAUAUCUGUUGGGCUAUGGCAAAUCUAGGGUUUGAUGAUUACGCCGAGCAACUCAGGAAGUACUUAAAUCGUUACCGAGUUAUUGAAGGUGAGAGAGCCAAUCAUGGCAGAGGAGCUAAGUUAUCCUCACCGGAUAAUUAAUUGGUCCGUGGCUGAUUGUUUGAUUUCCUUUUUAUAUGAUCUUGUUUGGUUCUUGACCAGCAUCUUCUACCAUUAUAUAUAUGGCGAUGUAUUAUAUAUCAUAUAUAUAGUACUACAGAUAUAUAAAUAAACAUAUAUGAUUAUAUGUAUAAGAUGCAUCUUUGGUUUGAGGCUGUGAAGAAAUAUAUAUGUGUAGUUCUUCCUGAUUUUGUUAAUUUUCACUGUGAAAAUGUAAGCGUGCUUUUAAAUUUUCUUUUGAUAAUCCAUAUAUAUAUGAUCAUAUAAUAUUUAUCAAUUCGGGUAAAUUAAUUGCCGAUUAUGGUCUCUGAAUUCAGAAAAUAAAGAUUGGUGGUGUCGUCUAUAAUAUAUGCAGAUGAAGGAAUACAUGAAACUCUCUUCUCUCUCUCUCUAGAUCUCUUCUUUGUUGCUUCAUUUUUUUAGCAAAUAACUUAGAUUUAAUUAGUUUUUGACUGAUAUAAAAUAAGUCUUAGCAGAACACCAUACAGCAAGUCUUGCCAGAACCACCUAACGACAUUUUAUUGUUUGCCAUCUUAGUAUUUAUAUAACCGUCAAUCAUGAAAUGAAUGGAGAAUUAUAAUGCAAAAUCAAGUUUGCAAGGUUCUUCUUCUGGACAGUGAAGAUAUAUAGCAUGUGGUUGUGCACUAGAGGAAUCACACCAUUUUUUUUUGGGCAAACCAUUCAUUAGAAUAAACUUGGAACAAAGUCAUUACCAUGGAGGAAUCAUACCAUAAGAUCAAAAUUACAUAUUAGAUAAAUUUUCAAAAUAUAAUGUUUUGUACUCUGUAGAAUUUGUAUUUUUUUUUAACACCACCUGUAGAAUUUGUAUAUAUGCAUAUAUAUCAAUCAAUUUUGUCGAUGAAAAAAACAUUCGUCUUGUUCAGUGUUUGUAUAUACAAAGUCAUCAUUAUCAGCAUUUGCAUACAGAUUUUCACAUUUAACUAAUCAACACUAAAAUUCCAUUCCGUACAGAUAUCGAAGUAGAUAUAAAUUUACUACUUCAGUAUUGUUUCUUUAAACUAAUAACUAUUUAAACUUUUGUAGUUAUGAAAUUACUAUAAUUGUACCUCUUUGUAAACAGUAAAUAGUACAAUAAAUAAUAACUAAAAAUUGGUUUAUAAAGCGAGUGGUCCAUAAAUCCCGAACAAUUCUCACUGGUUCUUCUUUUGAUUUUUAUAAGCCCUAGACUCCUGGACCAUCCAAAUAAAGAAAGCUAUAUAUAUACUCCAAAUUCACGCUUAAUUACCACCAUUUCAAUGGUUUUUGGUUAAUAUCAUUUAAACAGUUGAUCAAACAAAAAAUGUUACGUACAGCUUCUCAAAAGAUCAUAUAUACAUUUAAGACAAGCUGAUAUAUAGCUGAUAUAGAGUUUGAAUUAAAGUGUUAUUAAUAUUGGCAUAUGUAUCUUGUUUUUAAUGUAAAUUUUAUUCAAUCAAAUGCUUAUAUAUGUAAAGUUGUUGGAAAAAAAUAAAGAAUCAGACAUCAAGCAUGUUGGAACUGUUCUUUCGUGUCUUUCUUCGUUCUUGUUCUAAACCAAGUGCUCAAAUCUUCCGCCAAAGUGUCGUCCUCCAUUUGUUGAAUUGACAUGAGCCUGUUUCGAAGUAUCUAAUCCAAUUGCUGAAUUGCAAACCAAAUACUGGCUUAUAGUUAAUUAACGGACAAACCUUACGAAAUUUCCGAUAUCACGUAAAUGGGUUACUAGUAUGAAGCCCAUUUUGAUAGUAUUUGUAGCACAUGGAAAAUUUGAAACGUCGUUUGCUGGAAUUCAUAUCUCAUAAAAUCGAAAUAAACUUAAUUAGGAGUAGUACGCUCCACUUCGAUUUAUAUCAUUUCAACUUUCAAGUUACUGAUCAGAGAACGCGGUGGAGAGACCUCCACGAGUGGUGGGAGGAUGGAUGGAGACUUAUUGCAUAAACAUAUUCGUGGUGGUUUGGGUUUGAUUUGGGUUCGGAGGAUGGGCAAGUAUGGUCAAUUUUGUUCGCCGGAUCAACACGUUUGGUCUAUUCACCAAAUGCUACCAGUGCCCAUGCACCUCACAAGCCUUGAUAUUUACGUAUUGGACAUUCAAAAUUUUCCAGUUUUGUAAAUGAAUAUCUCUAUAAAUUAAUAAAAAUUUAAAGUUUUAAUAUUAUUAAUUUAUAUAAGUUCUACCGUAAGUAGAAAUGUUGAACCGGUAGAUAUAAAAAGUGUUUUGGUAUAUAAGAUAUAAAAUAUGUUGACUAUCACAGUCAAAAAAAUUUUAGCUAUGGAGUAAAUUAUUAAUUGUUUGAAUGUUAUACAAUGCAAUUUCUCAAGAUAAUAAAGACCAAAAAUCAAAUUUAAUAAAUUGAACUUCACCAUGGGCUUAAAUUAAGGAUCAGUCACAAGUAGGUGUUUGUUUCUCUGCGUUACGUUGGAUCCUUCACAACUGAGGGGCGGGCGUCACCAGCGAAUAUCGAGGCAAUAGCCGUGUUAGUUUUUUAGCCGCAAGAAGCAGCGGUAGCAAUCAAAAAUUAAACAUGUUAUCACGGCAACACACAACACCUAUGACCGCAGUGGCAAUUAACAAUAAGUAGAAGGGACGCUGAAAUUUCUAGCCUUCCGCGUCUCGUUUUUUGUGUCUCCGGAAAUCCUUUGGCAGUUACUUUAGCUUCAGAUUAUAUUAGGGGUUAAGAAACAAACACGGCUAAUGUCAAGAGCUUUUCGUUGCCGUCGGCAUGGGAAGGAUACAAAUGGACGUGAUCUGGUUAAAAGACCUAAAAUUCCCUUCGCAUUGGCCUUAAUCAUCGCUGAUGCAAUCCUCGUCACACUUAUCAUCGCCUAUGUUCCAUGUGAGAUCUAAUUUCCCACAUUUUUAUUUAAUUUAAUAGUGUGCAUUGGACAUGCAUGGUUUUAACCGUGGUACUCUUAACAGACACGAAGAUCGUUUGGGAUGCUUACAUGUCACAGGUUAGUGGGUUUCUUGGGGGAGAGAGAGAGUAUGGGAGCUUGAAAGGCGACACAGGGCCCUUGGUUUAUCCUGCCGGUUUCCUCUACGUUUACUCUGCCAUCCAGAAUUUGACUGGAGGCCAAGUCUUCCCAGCUCAGGUUCUUUGGAAUUGACUCUCUUUCUUGUGGUUUAGCUGUGGACCUAUCGUUUUACUGUGUUUGUCCAAGAGAAUACAUUCAAUCUUUGUUCUCCGUCUCUUUAAUGCCUGUUUUGCCAUGACGCUCCUUCAUGCCUCCAUCGCUCUCGUAAUUGACAUCUCGGCAUGCUUGUUUUCAGGCAAGACUCCUCCUCCUUUUCCCCUUCUACUAUAUCUCUUUCUUCCUAUCCUUGUGACUGGCUGACUGCUUUCAUACCUUUUUUAUGCAGCGGAGCUGUCUCUAUAAAGAUGAAUGUACUCUUGUCUGCUUCGCCUUUGUUGCUUCUCCUACUAAAGGUCCGAGGAAGUGAUUUAGUUGCUUUAUUAUUCUCCUACCAUUGAUUCUUCAUAUGUCAUACGAGUUUUGCUAUUCACAGGCCAUGAAUAUAAUGGGUGCGGUAUCUGCUUUAGUUACUGCAGCUCUUGUUCAGGUUUCACUUUAUUAUCUCUUACAAAUCCCCAUUAUUCUCCAAUUGUUAACUGCUUCUCCAAUCUAUAUAGGUGAGUUGCAGUAUCCAACAGAAUUAUGAUGAUUUUUGAUUAUGCAAACAAGUACCAUUCAACUGGUCAGUAAAUGGUUAUACAGAUACUUGUGGGAUAUAUUUGCCCUUUCUGACAACAUAUCAGGUUACAUACUUUCUCAAAUAUAUCUGUGAAUGGAUGACAUGAAGCGCAUCUGGUGUAGUGGUAUCAUAGUACCCUCCCACGGUACUGACCAGGGUUCGAUUCCCUGGAUGCGCAUUUUUAGUUUAUGUAUUCUUUCGAGUCAAUAAUGGUAGUUGGUUGGGUGUUUAGCCGGUUUUGGUUUUGGUUACGAUGAGAAUCAAAAUCAAGCAGCAAUUGCACACCA
Messenger RNA from Brassica napus (rape), 5322 nucleotides. Its product is annotated as nuclear transcription factor Y subunit B-5-like. The record is from RefSeq and is a predicted model, not a curated record. Gene Ontology annotation, cellular component: nucleus; CCAAT-binding factor complex. Gene Ontology annotation, biological process: regulation of transcription by RNA polymerase II. Gene Ontology annotation, molecular function: protein heterodimerization activity; RNA polymerase II cis-regulatory region sequence-specific DNA binding; DNA-binding transcription activator activity, RNA polymerase II-specific. The coding region runs from base 880 to 1350 and encodes 156 amino acids. NCBI's taxonomy places the organism in Eukaryota, Viridiplantae, Streptophyta, Magnoliopsida, Brassicales, Brassicaceae. The transcript has a single exon.